Rotaria sp. Silwood2 is the source of this 1617-nucleotide messenger RNA. The record is from the annotation of a GenBank genome assembly. Lineage: Eukaryota; Metazoa; Rotifera; Eurotatoria; Philodinida; Philodinidae.
AUGUCGGAUUCAACAACAACGACAGAUGGGAGCCAAAAAAGUUCGACUAUAUCCGAUUCAACUAAUGCAUCACAAGUAUCGUUAUCUACUGAAUACCAACACCAACCAACGAAAAUAAGUCGUAAUCCAAUUCUAUUAAAUGGACCUAGUAUGAAAGAUCAAUCAUCAUCAUCAUUCAUUGUAUCUCCUGAAGAUCGUGAAAAAUAUCGCUCACCAUUAAAUUCUCGCUAUGCAUCUGCUGAAAUGAGUUAUAACUUUAGUGAGAUUAAAAAAUUUUCUACUUGGCGACGUCUUUGGUUUUGGUUAGCGAAAUGUCAAAAACAACUUGGUUUGGAUAUUACAGAUGAACAAUUAGGUGAAAUGGAAAGAAAUUUAACGAAUAUUGAUUUUGACGUUGCUGAAGCAGAAGAACGUCGACGACGACAUGAUGUUAUGGCACAUGUUCAUACAUUUUCACGUUGUUGUCCAAAAGCUUCACCGAUUAUUCAUCUCGGUGCAACAUCAGCUUUUGUUGGUGAUAAUGCUGAUUUAAUCGUUAUGAAAGAUGCAUUUGAUAUCCUUAUCGUUAAACUUGUACGAUGUAUUCAACGUUUAACUCAAUUUGCACAAGAAUAUGCUUCUUUACCAACACUUGGUUAUACACAUAUGCAACCAGCACAAUUAACAACUGUUGGUAAAAGAGCAUGUAUCUGGAUCCAAGAUUUAUUAAUGGAUUUAAAAAAUUUCGAUCGUAUGAAAAGACAAUUAAGAUUUCGAGGUGUUAAGGGAACUACCGGCACUCAAGCAUCAUUUCUUCAGUUAUUCAAUGGUGAUCAUUCUAAAGUUGAAGAACUUGAUCGAAUGGUUACAGAAAUGGCUGGCUUUUCAAAAGCAUUUAUUAUUUGUGGUCAGACUUAUACACGUAAACUUGAUGUUGAAGUAGUCAGUGUACUUGCCAGUUUUGGUGGUUCAAUUCAUAAGAUGUGUACUGAUAUUCGUUUAUUAGCUAGUUUAAAAGAAAUUGAAGAACCGUUUGAAAUCGAACUAAUUGGGUCUAAUGCGAUGCCUUAUAAACGUAAUCCAAUGAGAUGUGAACGGUGUUGUUCACUUGCACGACAUUUGAUGACAUUAAUUAAUGAUCCACUUGGGACACAUUCUGUUCAAUGGAUGGAACGAACAUUAGAUGAUAGUGCUAAUAAACGUAUUUGCAUUCCUGAAGCUUUUCUAACUGCUGAUAUUAUUUUAUUUACAUUACUAAAUAUUUCGGAAGGCCUUGUUGUUUAUCCAAAAGUUAUUGACAAGCAUAUUAAACAAGAAUUACCAUUUAUGGCUACUGAAAAUAUUAUCAUGGCUAUGGUUUCUGCUGGUGGCAAUCGACAAGAAUGUCAUGAAAAAAUUCGUAGUUUAUCUCAAAAAGCAGCUGAACGUGUUAAACUUGAUGGUUUAGAUAAUGAUCUUGUUGAACGUGUUAAAAAUGAACCAUAUUUUGCACCUAUUGUCAACAAACUUGAUGUUCUUCUCGAUGCUAAAACCUUCAUUGGUCGUGCACCUGAACAAGUUUUUGAAUUUAUUUCACGUGAAGUUGAACCAACCUUGAAGAAUUUUUUAAUACCAAUCACACCGAAAUCCGUUGAUUAA